AUGAGAAGAACGUACGCUCUAUACUUUUCACUUUUCUGGCUUGUCAUUUCUGUCAUUAUUAUACGAAUAAACAACUGCUCUUCUUACUUUUUCGGUUUUUUCUUCGGAAGAACUUCGCUAAUUGAACUUUCCCCAAAAAAAACGCUUGAAGGUUUUGUUGGAGGCCUCAUAUUUACCCUUCUUGUUACCUUCUUGGCUGCUGGGACACUUGCUAAAUAUGACUACUUUGUUUGUCCCGUAGAAGAAAUGAGUUUACUUCCAAAUUAUGAUUUCCAUUGUGAAAGACAUGAUCGUUUCAUCCCUUAUCGCUUCUCUAUCCCGGCCGUUUUUCCUUUUUCGUUGUUAGACCACGUAGAUUUAUAUCCCGUACAACUGGAUGCUCUGGUCUUAUCGCUGUUCGGUUCCGUCGUAGCUCCUUUUGGCGGAUUUUUUGUGAGCGGGUUUAAGCGCGCCUUUAACGUUAAGGACUUUGACGAUUUGAUUCUUGGAAGAGGCGGUUUAGUAGCAAACUUUGACUCCCAACUUCUUCUAGGAACUUUUACUUAUGUUUACUAUGGCUCGUUUUUUUCAACAAUAGCAAAAGUUAUUGCAAACGUGAAUUCUCUUGUCCUCAACGAUUUGGAUGUCGAGCACCAAAUAAAGCUUUUAAAAGUAAUUGAAAAAAACUUGGAAAAUAAAUAA
Messenger RNA from Zophobas morio, 681 nucleotides. Its product is annotated as phosphatidate cytidylyltransferase 1-like. The coding region runs from base 1 to 681 and encodes 226 amino acids. Gene Ontology annotation, cellular component: endoplasmic reticulum membrane. The transcript has 6 exons. Lineage: Eukaryota; Metazoa; Arthropoda; Insecta; Coleoptera; Tenebrionidae. Gene Ontology annotation, molecular function: phosphatidate cytidylyltransferase activity. The record is from RefSeq and is a predicted model, not a curated record.